Emiliania huxleyi CCMP1516 is the source of this 900-nucleotide messenger RNA. RefSeq lists its product as hypothetical. Bases 1 to 900 code for a protein of 299 amino acids. The transcript has a single exon. The record is from RefSeq and is a predicted model, not a curated record. NCBI's taxonomy places the organism in Eukaryota, Haptophyta, Isochrysidales, Noelaerhabdaceae.
AUGCGCCGCUCCGGCCUCAACAGGACCGGAUUCUGCAUGCGACACGACUGCAGCCGGAAGGACGACCUCGGGCGGCCCAACAACUGCUGCCCCGCAGCCUCUCCCUGCAAGCUAGCGCCGGGGGCGACGCACCAUCUCCUCUUUGUGCACGUUGAAAAGACCGGCGGAUCGUCAGUCGAAUGCGCGACGCAAGAGUGGGCGCGCGCGGGCUACUGGACCAACAUGGGGCACGUCGGCACCGACGGCCGAGGGGACGUGGCACUGCGGGCCUGCCGCCGCCGGUGCGAAGAGGCAGGCGUGCCCACAGCUGUCGUGAUUAGCGUCCGAGAUCCGUACGCCUACUGGCAGUCCGUGCUUCGCUAUGCCUGGAGAAUGGCGGGGACGCGCCUCUCCGCCACCUUCAAUGCGCUCUCCAACGAGUUCCAACGCUCUGCACGCGUGAGCCGGAGCCAGGCCGGCGUCCUCGCAACGCUGCCUCGGCUGCUAUCCUGGGUGGAGGGCACGCCGCUGGCUGCCACGUGCAGCGCCAACUUCUCGCGCUGCCUCUCGCUGAGCGGACGCAUCAAGCGCGCGUGCGGUGGCUCCGCCUCGGGCUGCGCUGCAGACUUCACCUUGCACACCGAGUCGCUGGCGCGGGACUGGGCUGCGCUCGCGGCGCGCUACGGCUUGCCCCGCCUACCCCUCCCGCACGUCGAGCCCGGCUCGGGCUACAGCAAGCGCAAGAGCUGCCACUGCAGCGGCCGAUGCGACCCGCAGUGGUGGAGGCGGGAUGGCGGGUUUGGGUGCACGGAUGCGCCACGCGGGCCUGCCCUCGACUUCACGCCCGACGCGCGCGCGAUCGUGGGCCGGCUCGAGCGGGAGGUUUUUGACACGUUCCACUACCCUCUAGUCGCCCGAUAG